AUGACGACAUACGGACGUACAGAGGAGUUUCGUAUGAAAUAUGAUGAGAUAGAGUCGCUUAUAUCAAACCAAACGAAGACCCAAUUUCUUGAACUGCAUUGCAUUGCUUUGCCCACAAUUUAAUUUCCCAACCACUGUCUCCUACUCCGUGUCUUUUGCUACACUCGUAACUGUGAGUGUAGAUAUUCAUAAAUAGCUAUGUAUAUAACAAGCACGAGCUACUGCCCAAUUCGUACACAUCACUCACCGGAAAAAUCCGUUUCCUGUAAUUAAAUCACCUGUCUUAACUUAGCUUCUUCGAUCGUCCUCAUGGAUAAUGUAAUGGCGGUCUUCACUUUGGCCGCUGCUGUCUCAGCUUAUCUCGUCUGGUUUUGGAUUCUGGCCCGGAAACUUAACGGACCGGGGGUGUGGCCGGUGGUCGGCAGCCUGCCGUAUCUGUUCAUGAAUCGCCGGAGGAUUCACGACUGGAUCGCCGGAAACCUAGAGGCCAGCGGCGGCGCCGGGACCUACCAGACUUGCACGGUGGCGGUGCCGUUUCUUGCCCGGAGACAGGGGUUUUACACGGUGACGUGUCACCCGAAGAACAUCGAGCAUAUUCUCCGGACACGGUUCGAUAAUUACCCCAAAGGGCCGACCUGGCAGACGGCUUUCCAUGAUCUUCUCGGGCAGGGGAUUUUCAACAGCGACGGCGAGACGUGGCUGAUUCAGAGGAAGACGGCGGCGCUGGAAUUCACGACGAGGACGCUCCGGCAGGCCAUGGCGCGGUGGGUGAACCGGACGAUUAGAACCCGGCUUUGGAUUAUUCUAGAAAAGGCGGCUAAGGAAAACUCGGCGGUCGACUUGCAGGACCUUCUUCUCCGCCUCACCUUCGAUAAUAUCUGCGGGCUGACCUUCGGGAAGGAUCCGGAGACGCUCUCGCCGGAGCUGCCGGAAAAUCCGUUCGCGGUGGCGUUUGAUUCGGCGACGGAGGCGACUCUUCAGAGGCUACUGUAUCCAGGGUUUCUAUGGAGGCUGAAGAAGCUUCUGGACGUGGGUGGGGAGCGGAGGCUACGGCGGAGCUUACAGGUCGUGGAGAAUUACAUGGCGGAGGCGCUCGAUGCGCGGAAGGAGACGCCGUCGGACGAUCUGCUGUCGAGGUUUAUGAAGAAGAGGGACGUCGACGGGAACCUUUUUCCGAGCGGCGUGCUGAAGAGGAUCGCGCUCAACUUCGUGCUGGCGGGGCGGGACACGUCGUCGGUGGCGCUCAGCUGGUUCUUCUGGCUGGUCAUGAACACGCCCCGUGUUGAGAACACGGUCGUCGCCGAGCUGGCCGCGGUGCUGCACGACACGCGCGGGAAGGACACGCGGAAGUGGAUCGAGGAGCCGCUGACGUUCGACGAGGCCGACAGGUUGGUUUAUCUCAAGGCGGCGCUGGCGGAGACGCUGCGGCUCUACCCGUCCGUGCCGGAGGACUUCAAGUACGUCGUCGCCGACGACGUGCUGCCGGACGGGACAAGGCUGCCGGCGGGGUCGACGGUGACGUACUCGAUAUACUCGAUGGGGAGGAUGAGGAGCAUAUGGGGCGACGACUGCCUCGACUUCAAGCCGGAGAGGUGGAUCUCCGCCACCCCGGCCGGCGACCGGUUCGAACCGCCCAAGAAUAUGUACAUGUUUGUGGCGUUCAACGGCGGGCCCAGGACCUGCUUGGGGAAGGACCUGGCGUAUCUGCAGAUGAAGUCCGUCGCGUCGGCGGUGCUCCUCCGCUACCGGCUGUCGGCGGUGCCCGGCCACCGUGUGGAGCAGAAGAUGUCGCUCACUCUCUUCAUGAAGAAUGGACUGAAGGUGUACCUGAAGCCCCGGGACUUGGCUCCGCCGCCGCCGAAAUCUGCGUGAAGGGAUCGACGUGAUGUCGACAUCGACCAUUAAAAUAUAUAUAUAAUAUAUUUUCAAAAAAUAGAGAAGUAAUGAGUUCCUGUGGUUUGAAUUUUCAUCGUCUGCUCACUUCUCUGUUUUCCAUUUUUUU
Molecule: messenger RNA, 2002 nt
Organism: Andrographis paniculata
Lineage: Eukaryota; Viridiplantae; Streptophyta; Magnoliopsida; Lamiales; Acanthaceae
Product: cytochrome P450 86A1
Exons: 1
Coding region: 310-1872 (520 amino acids)
Molecular function (GO): heme binding; iron ion binding; monooxygenase activity
Source: RefSeq, a predicted model, not a curated record